Parastagonospora nodorum SN15 is the source of this 1285-nucleotide messenger RNA. RefSeq lists its product as hypothetical. NCBI's taxonomy places the organism in Eukaryota, Fungi, Ascomycota, Dothideomycetes, Pleosporales, Phaeosphaeriaceae. The record is from RefSeq and is a predicted model, not a curated record. Bases 795 to 1094 code for a protein of 99 amino acids. The transcript has a single exon.
GAUCAAGCGAGCAUCAUCCACGUCCGCCUACCGCAUUAAUUUCCACUCUAAAUGAACACCAACCACCCUAUCUUCUCACCAGGUUAUGACAGGUCAGUGUGAAAUGCCCGCACAGAAUCAUUAGAGUCUGUCACUUUCGUAAAUCCUCUCGUUUUAGAGCUGAACCUACCAAACCAUACUUUCAAUCACAUCUCUCCCACUUCAACACACCUCCCCAAACCCACUAAGGAUUCGACACCGGCCUCCCACCCCUCUUCCCCACCUCCACCCCCGCCCUCUGCGCAACCGUCUUCGCCUCCUGCGGCGCGCCCUCCAAGCUGCCCACCAGUGUAUUCCCCUCCCUCGUCGGCCCCGUCCUGCCCCAGUUCCCCGUAAUCGUAUUAUUCGCAGUGUUCACGCCAUUCUGCGCGUACCAUAUGCCACUCGACAACAACACGUUCUUCUGGAUAGCGUACGAAUUACUGCCUUCGUCGGUGUACAUGCCAAAGCCCGUGGAGUCGUAGGCGUAGUUUUCGCGAAUCACCGUGUUGGGGCUUUUACUCAGGGUAUACAAGGCGCCCAAGUCGGUGUGUGAGAGGCCGUAGCGGUGCAGAAGAUUUCCUUCGAUGCGAUUAUCGCGGGAAAUAGUUGGAGUCGAGUAUUUGGGCUGGUACUGGUACAAGCCUCGUUUCUCAUACUCCGAGCUUCCACCUGCAUCGUUCGAGCCCCAACCGUAGCCGUGGCAGAUGCCUGAAUACGGCGCUAUGUCGAUGUCGUUGUGCGAGAUGUUGGACGACUGGACGUAGCUUGCGAAGAUGGGUACGGUGGAACUGAAGAGCGAGGACACGUUGCGGAAGAUGUUGUUCUCGAUGGAGAUUUUUGAGUUCAGCAUUCGGCCAUCGCUCGGGUGGUGGGCGUCGGCUCGCACGCCGCCAGCUGUGAUGCUGUUGCCCAUGACUUGGGAGAAGAAGGCUUCGCGGACGGCUACGUUGCUUGCACCGAGCCCGACGCCUGAGAUGUGGGCAUUGGCGUCGUUGCCGAUUCCUACGCCUCCGCCGCCCAUUUGCGUGAAGUUGCCGCCUGUAAAGAAGACGUUGUUGGCUGCGCUGAUUUGAAUGGCGGAAGGCAUUUGGCACCAAUGCGGCCUUGAAGACUCGAAGUUUGCCGGAGUGUACGUUGUGUUCUCGCAGAGGUAACCGCCAGUCUGUUGAUCAACGUAGCCGAUCGAAGAUGGUGCGAGCCAUGUGCUAUGAGCCUGGCGAAGCAUAAGUAUCAGAUCAUCUAGAAAUUCAGUCGCUAUACUCAC